Molecule: messenger RNA, 921 nt
Organism: Pichia kudriavzevii
Lineage: Eukaryota; Fungi; Ascomycota; Pichiomycetes; Pichiales; Pichiaceae
Exons: 1
Coding region: 1-921 (306 amino acids)
Source: RefSeq, a predicted model, not a curated record
AUGUUAUCCAUCAAAGCUGUCUCUCUCAUUGUUUUGUCCUGUUUUGUCUCGGAAUCCAUUUCUGCACCAACUCCAGCACAUUUCCACCAUGCACACAAACGUGAUAAUGGCAAAACGUGUUCUUUCCCCAACUCCAAUGGCAUGGUGCAGGUUUUCAACAACAAGGACUCAAGUUCUGAAGGUUGGGCACAAGACGGCCCAUGCAAGGCAGGGUCCUAUUGUCAAUAUGCGUGUCAACCAGGUUACUUGAUGGGCCAAUGGAACCCUCAGGUGGACACCUACUCUUACCCGGGCUCCCAAGAUGGUGGUUUAUACUGUAACGAGGACGGUGAGCUAUCCAAACCAAUCUCAAACAACGAUUAUUGCUACAAGGGUAAAGGUACUGCACAAGCAAUCAACAAGACUGGCCAAAAUGUUGCAUUUUGUCAAACCGUCUUGCCAGGUAACGAGGAGAUGCUAAUUCCAACAGACGUGUCUGCUGGUUCAUCAAACGAUUUGGCUGUUCCAGGCACUGAUUACUGGGCAAAGACCGCCUCUCACUUCUAUAUUAACCCGCCAGGUGUCUCUGCCGAAGAAGGUUGCAGAUGGGGAUCAACCGCUAAUCCAUAUGGAAACUGGUCUCCCUAUGUUGCCGGUUUCAAUAUGGACGACAGUGGCAACACUUAUGCCAAAAUUGGUUGGAAUCCAAUUUAUUUCGAAGACUCUUCUCCAUUUAAGAACGAAAAACCAAGUUUUGGUGUCAGAUUAAAGUGCGAUGAUUCAAGUAAAUGUAAUGGUAAUACUUGUGAAAUCAAUCCAAAUACUUAUGGCCUCAAUAAAGUCAGCAACUCUGGUGAACAACAAGACUCAGAUGGUGCUGCUUGGUGUGUUCUGACUGCAUCGGGAAAUUCUGGUGUCAGCAUUGAAGUUUUCGACCUUUAA